AGGAAUAAAUUAGUCUCUGAGCUAGAACGCUAGGUGUUUAAAGAACUUGAAUUAGUGAAAUGUGGCUGAUUGGAGAAGCAUGGCUAAUUUGGGGUUUUACAAGGGCUAUUUGCUUGCAGAAGGGUUUGAACAAGUUGGGCUUUGUAAAGGGAGAGAGUUUAGGUUUUGCUUUUAGUUCAAGUGUCGGUUGAAUUAGGGUCUUCUCUUUUUGAAGAACUUUGUCAGCCAUGGAGCAUAGGCUAUGCGUACGGGUGUUUGUUUAGCUUCUUACAGAGUUUGAGUUAUAAACUCGUCGUCGUAAUGAUGGAGAGAAAAAGAAAGGUGGCAGUGUUUCCAUUAUGUGACGAGGGGUAUCCUUUUUCUUUCAUGCCUUCACUUACCAUAACUCCCAGAUAGUGAAACCAUUGCAAAGAAACAGAUAGUUUCAGAAAUUAUUAUUCAAAGUUCUUUAUUUCUGUAUAGUCUAUGUACACUUUUAUUGUGUAUAGUCUGAUGAAUUCUUAUCCCAUACAAUGCAGUUCAGUACUGUCCCGCAUACCAACCAAGGCUUUGACAUGAGCCACAAUAACCAACCUUUCAGGCCAUCUUUUAUACUUCAUUAGCCUCACUGAUCAAGCCUUCGAUCAAUUUGCUGCAAAUAAACCCCCAAAAUGAGCAGGAGAGGAGGAGCCAAGAGAGCAUCAAACACAACAUUUGGGUCAAACAAUCCGAUUUCACUGAGAGAAGACAAAAACCAAAGCAAGGGAGGCUCCACCAACCCCAAGGCUGCAUUGAAGCUCGAGCACUUGCAGAGGCUAGCUUUAUGGACCAGUGGGGAAGCUUCUAUUCCUUCUUUGGGGGCCUUCUUUGGGCAGAAGUUAGCUUCUACUCAAGAGGGUCUGGAUGUGCCCCCUGACCCUUCUCUGAUUUCUUGCCAGAGAUGUGAAACGAUUCUUCAGCCUGGCUUCAACUGCACUAUUCGCAUUGAAAAAAAUAGAGCAAAGGCACGACGAAGAAGUAAGAAACCCGCUAAUUUCACUUUCACUCAGAACAAUGUAGUGUAUACAUGUCACUUUUGUUCUGAACGGAAUGUGAAGAGAGGGACUUCACGCGGACAUAUGAAAGCGAUAUGCCCCCCAAAGAUCAAAAAAGCUUCAAAUUUGAAACCUGCUAAAUCCAUUUCUCAGAAGUUUGCCACCCCCAAGAAGAGCACUGCUGGUGAGGAUAACGUUAGUAAAUUGAAAUCCGGAACUCCAACUGUGGAGGAAGAGAUUCCUAAUGUGGAUAAGUUCAUCACUUCUUCAACAAAAGAUGAAGAGACUCCUACUGCGGAUAGCCCCACAACUCCAAUGGUGAAACCCGCAAUCACGUUGUUGGACUCAAAGAGAAAAAAGAGAAACAAAUCGGCGUCCAAGAAACGAUCUGAACCCGAAAACAGCCCCGCCCCAGCAGACGCAGAGAACUCUUUCAGCACGACAAACAAACGGAGGAGAAAAUCAUGGACUAGUUUAAAGGAACUCGCUGAAAGAAGUGAGCAGAAGAAAAACAUCAGUGAUCUGUCAAUCCCUUUCUUUAUGUAAGUGGGACGGUACCUAUCGUACCUCGGAAGAUCAAAUUUUGAAUGAGAGACAGUGUUCCCUUAAUUCUAUGGUUCAUUAGCUUCAAAUCA
Messenger RNA from Rosa chinensis, 1648 nucleotides. RefSeq lists its product as uncharacterized. Gene Ontology annotation, biological process: RNA processing. The transcript has 2 exons. The record is from RefSeq and is a predicted model, not a curated record. Lineage: Eukaryota; Viridiplantae; Streptophyta; Magnoliopsida; Rosales; Rosaceae. Bases 651 to 1559 code for a protein of 302 amino acids.